AUGGGUUUCACACAAAUCAGGUUUUACUACUUUAAAAAGAUUGUGGGCCGAGUGCUUCUGAUCAUGACCAACAGGAAUGCCGAGGGCGAAAACGCGGUGAGAUUUUUCACUGAUUCUGACUCUGACGUAAGGCCUCGAGCUUGUAACUCUUUCACCCGCCUCCCAGAUGAUAACUCAACCUUGGCCCAGAAGUGUGAGAAAUGGGGUUAUUUCGCACUAAACAGCUGGGGACAUAGUCGAUAUUCGAAUGAGAAACGUCUCUAUCAGAGACCACUGUUUUGGAAAAGAACGAACAACGAAAGUUAUUUUUAUCGAUGCAUUGGAAGUGAUGGGCCUUACCAGUGUGAUGAUGAAACAGCAGCGAUGUCCUUGGGGGACACGUGGCAAAUAUAUGUGCGAUAGAAAAGAACUGACUAAAGUAAAGUUGAAUGAAUUAAAAGUGAUUUUGACUUGAGUCCACCUGAAAUGAAGUCACCUUAUUAUCUUGGAGAAAAACAAUUUUUCGUCUACUUUCGACACGCUAAACUACACCUAUCUAUAAAACUUGUUUCGUCUGAGACGACCUCGUUGGCUGGUUGUAUCAACUAACGAGGUCGUCUUAGACGAAAGUUGCUUCAUAGAUGGCGUACUGCUUAAGUGUGUCGAGAAGUAACCAGAAAACAAGGAUUUUCGUGAUUAAGGUAAAAUUCAGUGAUGCUUUCUUGGCUUCCGUCGAGUGAAAUCUCCCAGAAACUUGAGAUCAACCUACAUUGUUCAUAUGGUAAUACCCCAGUGCAUUAAGAAUAUUUUGCAGUAUUUAAAUUGCAUAGAUCACCACAAUUACAUCGCAAAGAUGCAUGGGCUCCAACAUACUUCUAUGUAGUGUAAUUUUAGCGUAAAUUUGUAGCUCUACUUUUCAUGGCUGUUGCACCAUCCUAGUUGAGCUCGACCAAGGAAGAAGCGUUGCUUGUAACAAAUGUCACCACGCUACAAAUAGUGGUGCGUAGUGUUUGAUAACUAAAUAGAAUUUAGAGAAAGAUGUUGUUUUCGUCUUGUCACGAGCGUGGGACAAAGAAAAAAAUUCUGAGUCCCCAUGAGGAAUCGAACCUCAGACCUUCACUAAACCACAGAGACUCCACGGUUAGCGAGGUUUAUUACGAAGUUCACUUGACACACGUCCUGCAUACUGCUAGGAUCAGCAAUGUCGAUAGCGUAAUGUAGUAAAUAGUAUUUACUCGAGUAAAACAUUAAGCGAUGAAAUGAACUUUCUACUUUUUCCUUGCAUAAAAACAUAGAUGCAAGAAUGCACGCGGUAAGACUGAGCAAACACAGAUUACAGCGUAUAAAACGUUGAAAAGAAGUACAAAGAAUAGUGUGAACUGGAGUACAUUUUGAGAACUGUGGUCAUUAGUGAUAUUUUGAAAGUUUUUGUAAAUGCACAUUAUCAGUAUAUUUGUAAGCUGUAUAAGAAGGUGAUGGUCUUUCAUCCAGCUCUCCAUCCAGGAACCAUCCGCCUUGACUGGAAAGCAAUAAUACAAGUUUUAAGUCACAAAAAGAUCACACGAUAUUUUUGCAUUUUUUGAGCCAAGUCCCUCUUACUAUCAUUGGCCGAAAAAGUGAAAUUUUGAGAUAAUUUCGUUGCAAAUUCAUUCACAAUGAAAGACUGAACAUGAUCGGUCAGAUAUCAAAUCCCUAUUGGAAUCAGUUUGGCACCAGACUUAAGUUCUGUUUACCGCCGAACCCAUGGAUUUACAAGGAGGGGGAAAGGGUAAAGAGGCCAGCCCUCUAGAGGUUUCGUGCAGUUUUUUGUUUAAAAAGGAACCUAAUUUUAUAUCAAAAUCAUUUCUACAAUUAGCAUAUUUUUCGUAAUCAGGUUUUGAAUUUUGACUGAAAUAAACCUUACACGGAGCAGUGUUCUUUCAGACAUUUUUGAUCGUUAAUUUACCUGUGCGUUCGGAAUCAUUAUCGUCCACUUUUCUUUCACUCGCUCCAUCUCCUCCUUCAGCCUCCACAUCUAAACAUUAAAUCAAUAUUACUAAAUAAAUAUAUAUAUAUAAAUAUAUAUAGCUGCUACCAUAGUUUUUCCAUAGUUUUUAUUCCAGCAAUUUCUUUUUGAUUCAAAAUAGCUCUUUUAUGAUCCUCUUGCGCGUAUGCAUCUCAUUUCCCCUCCCAUUCCUCAGAAAAAGGUACCAAUGCAAUACAAUACAUUUCGUUUCAUUUAUUCCUUACCUGUACAACUGAGAUCAUCCGCAAUAUAUUUUUCACCGUGAAGAGGGAAGAAUCCUCCUCCAUAACUGAAAACGAAAUCGUAGCUCAAAUCUAACUUUAUGUCGCAUUACUGAGGAUUUCACGCCUUUUCGGCGUCGUUAAUUUUCUUCCCGUCAAAAUGAAAUUCUUAAGUAUUUCAUCCGAUGCAAUUUGUUUAUAAUAAAACAACCUAAUCCUGGUCCAAGUAAGUCACAACCUGAAAUCGAGGAACAUUUUCUUCGCAUAGAUAUGCCUCUUCACGUUAAGUUCUCCUGAUAUUAUACACAUCGUUCCUGCAUUCAGCUCAAAAUUCUUGCACAUAUGAUUUCGCCCUAUUACAACCACGCGUGACCAAAACGGAAUUUCCCCUUUCAGCGUCAGUAUAUUCUCAUGCAAGGAGACAGUGAGAAGAAGGAAAUGAAUCAACUUAAAGAUAUCCUUUGAUUUAACACUGAAUUCUCAGAGCUAACAUCACAAGAAAUGUUUUAAAAAUACUAUAGAAAGUUUCUUAACGUGAAACAGCAUUCCAGUGUCAUCAUUCUUGUUCCAGAAACCAUCUAUUGAUUCUGGGACGAUGCGAAUAAGAAUUGUAAAAUAUUAUUUUUUAAAUGCACCCAGUGAAAUUUCUACAUCAUAAUUUAUUGAGAAAACCAAUUAAGCAGUCUAACACAAUACCUUCAACUAAACCAAAUCCAUACAACUACGAAAAUAUAAUCAACUUCAUUUUAUAGCGCGCAGUUGGGGUGUUAAGCCAGAACCUUCUAUGUCUGAUCUUCUAUCAUGAGCUACAGUUGUUUGAAAAGACUAAGAGACUCUUAAUUCUUGAUUCUUACCUAGAAUAUUGUUCAACAGAUUUGUCAUGUCAUCCUGACCAUUGACGAUAGCCAAGAGGUAACAAACCUGAGUGCAAUGUUUAUCAAUGAAAUAAACGUUCCACCCUGUAUUAAGCGGUCAGUUUUCAAAGUACCGCAUUUUUUACCACUCAAUCGUUGUAAUUUUCUCCUCUAAUAAGCGGUCACCUCUAUCAAGCGAUCACGGUCACCUUUUACUAAGUUCCAACGGCCUGUUUUUCUGUUUUUCUCUUUUGUUUUUGUUUUUUUUUUUGUCCGCCACCUUUAUUGAAUGGUCACUGAAAGUGGAACCAUCCAGAGAAUAAUCUUUGAGAUAAUUCUUAAUCCAUGUUUGUCUCCCAAAAUCAAAGUAUUAGUAGUAGUACCAGUAUUUCGAGCGAGGUUCUGUACAUCAAAUGGUCAGUUAUGGCAUAAAGUGGCGUUGUUUAUCGUUUUUUAUAAUACCCCUAAUCUGUGGAACCUGUAUAUAGCGGCAAACCUGUCUUAAGCGGCCAUUCUCCGUGAGUGACCGCCAAGAAAAGGCUUGACUGGAUAAAACGAAUUAUCUUUUCAGCAGAUAACAAAGAGGUUAAAUGUGUAACAAGCCCCCCUCAGAGCUGACUGCUGAGUUUUCUAGUGGACUAAUGACGGCCGGAAACAUUGAAAACCAAAUUAUGUUUUACACAACUAGCUCUGCGAAGAUAUCAAGAGGUAAGAUUGUGUGAUGAUCUCCUUAAAACAUUAAACAAUCAAUAAAAUCACUUAUUAAAUUAAAUUUUGCAGCUGUCCUAUUUUACUUGGUGAACUUUCUUUGCAGUUUUAGUCAUAAAUUUAUUCAUCAAAGUGGGUGGGUGAUUAUUAGUUUUAAUUAGCCUUUUCUAACGUAUUGAGAUGUUAUUUCUAUAUUUUGUAUAGCGGCCUCCUGGAGAACGAGGUUCAGUGCAUUUUCCCUGAAAAGGUGAGAAAAGAAACUGUUUUUAGUAACUACAAUGUUCAAGUUUAAACUGAAUCAUUCACAAGAAAUGCGGCAGUUGUGAGUUAAUGAUACGAUGGCACCAUAAGAAAGGGCAAAUUCAAUUGUAAGCUUGUGUUUUCGCACUCGAUCAUCGUUGGAAACCCUAUGACUGUCGCAUUCGACACGGUAACUGAGUACUUUUAAGACCUCGUCAAUCAAGUUGUGUUUGCUCUGACGAGAAGAAUCUCAGUCCCAGAAAAAAAUUUACAUUUGGCUAAGAGAAAAAAACUGAUGAUUUAUUUUUUAAUUACAAAUCUUCUUAAUCAAAACGUGACUUGACGGAUUUUGGAGAAAACUUAAGCUUAAGAGAGUUUAGUCCAGCAAGAUUUUCUUGACAAGACUUUCGCUGAAAUAAGUAGCAAGGAACUUUUCUUUGGCGAUGAAGAUUGAUGUUAAGGGUUCUACGCCCCGAAAUGAAAGCAUACAUAUGCAUUUUACAAAAUUAAUGAAGUUGUGCUUGAACUAAAAACAAAUAAACACAAAUAUCUGACCGAAAAAAGAAACUAUAUGAAAUAAAAAACGAACCGACAAUUUAGGUCAAAGAUAUUCUUAGAUACUAAACAACACGGCAACGUUAGCAAAAACUAACGUAGAUGAUAACGAAACGACGAACCAAGAACUACGUAGUGUAAAUCAACUAAUUGAAAAAAGACUGCCCAUGGCGAGUGAAGCAUACACGUACUAAUGAGAAACAAGUGCCCACAGCGAUCAUGUAAUUAUUGCAGAACCUCACGCAGAAACGCGAAUAUGAUUCAAUAGAAGUUGAAUUCCUUCGCUGUUACAUCUAAUAGUCGAACUGCGUUGUAAAUUCUAGCUGCUACGGGCGAGUAUAGUACACUUGCAAACGUAAACGAGAGAGCGAACUUGAGGUCUUAACCUGUCUUUGUGUAUUUCAGAAUGUUUGCCAAAGCAAUAACGGCCCUAUUUUACAUAGUGGUCCAACCCACAGCGGUUUUUGGUGACCAUGCAAAAAGUCUUGUAUGCCGGGACAACAGAGAAGAGCAUGGUUUUGCUUUAGUUGGACAUGACUACAGAAGUGAAUCCGCACACCAUUUUGGUCACUGUUUCUUUGAGUGCAGUUCAGAGGAAAAGUGUCAAAGUGUGACGUAUCUUUGGGAUCAAAAGGAAUGUAGAUUGAACAAGGAGACAAAGAAGUCAAGACCAGAGGAUUUCAUAGAUAACGCAGCUGCUACCUAUAUGGAGAAUAACUUUCGAGGUAGCCUAGAUAACUCUCUGAUCCCAGGUAAGAUAGAAGCGCAUGAACUGACAGAAGACCUCUUACUUCUAUUUUCUUACAGCAAAGAAAGGCUCAAAAUCUUUGGUCCCAGGCUAUUCCUGCCAAGAUAUCUUGACAAGCGGUGACGCUGAGGGGGAUGGUGAGUACUAG
This is a messenger RNA of Pocillopora meandrina, 5458 nucleotides long. The record is from the annotation of a GenBank genome assembly. Lineage: Eukaryota; Metazoa; Cnidaria; Anthozoa; Scleractinia; Pocilloporidae.